Messenger RNA from Anoplopoma fimbria (sablefish), 1196 nucleotides. Its product is annotated as CD276 antigen homolog. The coding region runs from base 93 to 1196 and encodes 367 amino acids. The record is from RefSeq and is a predicted model, not a curated record. Lineage: Eukaryota; Metazoa; Chordata; Actinopteri; Perciformes; Anoplopomatidae. The transcript is spliced from 6 exons.
GAAAGUGUUUGUGUGAGUUGGUCUCCGCAGUCGUUCUCGUUCCUCGUCGUUAGAGUCUCGGAGCAGUUUGACGUCCAGCGACGUGAAGAACGAUGAACGUGGUUCCUCUCGUGUGUCUCUUUCUCCUGACUCGGUCCGGGACAACGUCUGCUGCUGGACACGGAGUCAUCAUAGUGGAAGAAGACAGUGAUGUUAUCUUACCUUGUUCCCUCGACUCCAAGGAGAACAUCGUAGCAGCUCUCUUUGACUGGAAGAAAGUAGCUCAGAGAGAUCAAGGUCAGAAGGACGUUUUCUUUUAUGAUGCAGGUGAUCAUUACAACAACGGCCGUGAAGGUCAGAGUCCAGAGUUCAGAGGACGAGUCUCACAUUUUCCAGAUCAACUGAAUCAGGGCAACGCCUCCAUAAUCAUCAGGAACAUGAAGGUGGAGGACACUGGGAGCUACACCUGUGAUUUUCCACGUCUUCGGCCACCUCAAACGUUCUCCGUUGAGCUUGUUGUUGGUGCAGCUCCAAAACCAUUCAUCACAUCUCUUCAUGAAACAAAGGACUGGUCCCUGCUGCAGUGUGAAGCUCAUGGAAAUCCUCGACCUGAAGUAGAAUGGCAGGACAGUUCUGGAAACAAACUUCCUGCUGAUGAACCAGAGUUCUCAGUGAGAGGAAGCAUCUCCUACGUCAAACUCAACAUCACUGUGAAGAAGACGGACCGCUAUCGCUGUGUAGCCACACAGGAGAACAUCAGUCAUCAGAUUCAUACUGACACUUUUGAGCAUAUGAAUGGUGCAGCUUUAAAGCCGUAUGUCACUAUACUUGAUCAAACAAAGGAUGGGAUGUUGCUGCAGUGUGAAGUUCAUGGUGCUUCUCCAGAACUUAGAGUAGAAUGGCAGGACAGUUCUGGAAACAAACUUCGUGCUCAUAAAUCACAAAUCCCAGAAACAGGAAGCAGCUAUGACAUCAUCCUCCAGACUACUGUCACCAAGUCCGACCGCUAUCGAUGUGUCACCACUGAUAAAACCAACGAACGCUCUGAGUCUGAGACCUACGUGUCUGUAAACGGGUUCCUCCCCAAGGAAGAGGAGGAAGAGGUGGAAGAGGUGGAGCAGCUGUGUGAGAGGAUGAAGGAGGGACAUUUAAGCUGUGUAAAUGUAGUCCGUUCAUCAGAUCUGAUCCUGCUGCUUGUAGUUCUUAAAGCUCACUGA